Molecule: messenger RNA, 1391 nt
Organism: Fragaria vesca subsp. vesca
Lineage: Eukaryota; Viridiplantae; Streptophyta; Magnoliopsida; Rosales; Rosaceae
Exons: 4
Coding region: 1-993 (330 amino acids)
Source: RefSeq, a predicted model, not a curated record
AUGUCCAGAAAGCCACAUAUUCAGAUCCGUUGUACUGUGCAGCCAAUGUUGGAAACAAUGCAGAUAGUUAAGGACAGCCACCUGGAGUUGCUCCGGAAAACUCCAUUUGGGCCAUUGUUAGAAGCAUUUCGCAAUGGCACAAUUACCAAAUCACAUUGUAAAGAUUCUCACACUCCCAUACUAAAAUUGAUCCAAACUUUUAAUCCAGAGACCACAAGUUUUCAGUUUGGUUCUAGAGAUGUUGCUAUAAGUACCAAAGACAUCUCUCAGAUUCUUGGACUGUCUCAACAUGGUGAAGCGGUUCUAUUCAGGGCUCUGGGUCCAAAUAGAUCAUACAAAUCGGAUUUCACUGGGAGAUAUUUCUUGAGAGAAAAGAAGCCACGGAACCGCAAAUUGAUACACAGUCUACUGAUAAAUUUACUGAAUGGGAACGAACGAACAGAUAUAGAAGAUGUAGUACGUCUUACCCUCAUGGAGUUGUUCAUUACUUUCCUGUUUGCUCAACCACAAAUUUCCUGGGAUCUAAUGAAAUAUUGUGAGGACUUUGAAAACCUUUCAAAAUAUUCAUGGGCAGAUGCAGUGCGAGAGUUCUUAAAUAAGUCUUUGAAAGUCCUGAACAAAUUUGAUAUUUAUGGAUGCGGGCUUCUUAUACCAUUUUGGUUGUGUGAAAAAACAAAUAUCAUCCAACCAAUCAGUGGGAGGGAGGUAGUUGAGGGACAUGUACCAACCCUAAUCAAAUGGAGCCUUCCAGAGCUCAACACCAAAAUGCAACAAACAGCUAUCUGUGCUAUUCAGGUGCGAAUUGAACUUCAGCCUUUCUUCAAGGUGCAAGAUGGCGUUAAAGAGGGAAUAAAUGGUGAAAGUGAAAUACAAGAGCACAAGGAAGGAGAAGUCGAUCAAGAUGAGCUAAAGAAGGUGGAGAUUAAGGGAAGGAUCAAGCAAACAAUUACAGGAAGAGGUAGAGGAAAGAAGAGAGCUCCAACACAACGAUGAACUAUCUCAUGUGAAAGAACAAUUUGUACGAAGGGGAUGGAAAGAUGGAGAUCAAUAAAACUGAUCAGCUGAACUUUCAAAGUCCCUCUGUUGCAAUUCUACCCAGUCCAAGGGAUGAAAUUGAGGUAUUUCAAAUUGGGCAUGAAAUGAGGUCUCCACGAAAAGGAACUACAGUAACCGUUAGAAAGAAGCAGCUGGAUCCAGAUUAUGUGUGUGAUGCAGUGCCUAACAAUAAAAAAGCAAAAAAUCAACAUGCUCUAUCUGAUCCAACUCGUGCAGUACCUUCAAGGUCAAUUCAGGUUCCUGCCGGCAAGAAAGAUGAACCCAUAGUAAUAAUUGAGGACAGUUCUGCUUCAGUAGAAGAGGAGAGCCCUAGGAAAAGGAAACGCUCUAGGAAA